This is a messenger RNA of Dromaius novaehollandiae (emu), 3332 nucleotides long. RefSeq names its product POF1B actin binding protein (gene POF1B). Gene Ontology annotation, molecular function: actin filament binding. NCBI's taxonomy places the organism in Eukaryota, Metazoa, Chordata, Aves, Casuariiformes, Dromaiidae. The coding region runs from base 248 to 2047 and encodes 599 amino acids. The transcript is spliced from 15 exons. Gene Ontology annotation, biological process: actin filament organization; bicellular tight junction assembly; epithelial cell morphogenesis. Gene Ontology annotation, cellular component: bicellular tight junction; adherens junction; actin filament. The record is from RefSeq and is a predicted model, not a curated record.
CGCGCCGGCAGCGCUCCUCGGCCCUGCUUCCCGCUGGCCCCCUGCCCGCAGCGGGGGAGGCGGCCGCGCGCGGGGCUCUGCCACGGGAAGGUGUGUCCCGCCCUAGGCGCGGCUCCCUCGCAGGUACUAAUCGCCGCCCUGCCCCGCCGCCUUUCCGCACUUGCUGCCCCGCUCCCCCCGCGAGCCGCAGGUCCGGGCGCUCGGCGCGGCGCGCCCCAGCCGCCGCGGGGGGCUGCCCGCAGCCGGCAUGUACGGGGGGCAGCAGCAGCUGCAGCCCGUCACGCUGCCACCGCACCUGCAGCAGCAGAAGCAGCAGCACUACUACCGGCGCCAGCAGCACUACAGCACGCUCCCCGCCAGCCGGCGGCCCGCCUGCUGCCCCGAGCCGUUGCCGCGGCCUCUGCCGUGCCCGGAGCCGCUGCCGCGGCCCGCGCCGUGCCGCGAGCCGCCGCCGUGCCCGGAGCCGCUGCCCCGGCCCCUGCCCUGCUUCGAGCCGGCGUCCCACCAGCACCAGGAAAGCAGUGUGGCGUACGACCGGGUGAGGACCUACGGCCCCGGGUGCCGGCGGGUGAGCACCUCCUGCUCCUCCCGCGCCGGCUCGCCGCUGGAGAGCUCGCACGGCUACCAGCAAGUUAUCUCCGGCUGCGACCCGCCGCAACAGGGCACUGUUCGGAGGAUUAUUAUAGAGAAUCCUGAACAGGAGCCAUUAUCCCCAUUUUUUAGAGGGGGGAAUUUCUAUCCUGGAAAUAAUGUCAUCUAUGAAAAGACAAUAAGAAAAUACGAGCUAUUAAAUCCCCACCAAGAGAAGCAAUAUCAGUUUUCACACCAAAAUCAAAUUCCACAGCAAUCAGACCAAUGUCAGGUUAUCCAGCCCUGCCAGCAGUCUGACCAGUCUGAGGUCACUCAUCAGUGCCAGCAAACACAGACCAGUAGCCCCUGUGAAAUAAUCCCAGUCUCUGUGAGUGAUGACUGCAGAGGAAAUACAGUGAGGAGGGUAACAGUUCAGACAUGUGAACCGGUGAGUUGCCCUCAGGAAAAUAAUGACCAGCUGGACUGCCGCUACUUUGGUGAGCUGCUUGCUGAACUGAACCGCAAGAGCAAUGACUUGCACAGUUGUUUACUACAGCAUGUGGAAAAGAUAGGAGGAAGGAACCAUGACAUUGAACUUAUCAGUCAGACUGAAGAUGUUGAAGAUUUAAUUCCCAAAGGACUGUCUGAGGCAACAAAACAGCAGAUUCGUUAUCUCCUCCAGAUGAGAGUGACAUCAGAUAAAUCAUUGAGGCUUGUGCUUUCCACUUUCAAAAAUUUACGUGAAGAGCUUUGCCAUUUACAGGAUGACUUGGGGAAAUUAGAAACCGACAAUGUCUGUCUUAAGAAGGAUUUGUCUUUUAAAGAUUCUCAAGUUAAAGAGUAUGAAAGUAUGCUGACUUCCUUGAGAGAAAAUAAUCGUCAGCAGCAGCAAGGACUCAGAGAGAGUACUGCAAAAUGUCGCUCUCUGGAAGAACAGCUCCUUUCUCUUCGGCUCAGUGAGGGAGAAAAGGAUUGUCGGUUAAAAGAACUGGAGUACUGCAAGCGUGCCUUGGAGCAAGAGAUCCAGAACUUGAGACUACAGACCUGUUCUAAUCCAACACUUCAGACCACCACAGAUGAACUCUCUAGCCGUUACGUAGAGAUGAUGAACAACUUGAGAGAGGAUAAAGAUCGUGAAAUCCGCAGUCUUAGGUCUCAGUUAUCACAAUUCCAGCAAGAUAUAUCAAAGAGAGAAGGAAGUAACAGUGACUUGCAAAUAAGGUUGCAUGAACUAACAUCAAUGCUAGAGGAGAAAGAUGCUUUUAUUAAGCAACAACAAGAGGACCUCUUCAAAUUGAAGCAAGACAAGUUAUCAUGCAGUCAGUCCCCUGGUGUAACAGCCACCAUCACUAAGAAGUACAGGAAUCAGUAUCCAAUUUUAGGUCUCUUGUCUGAUAACUACAAGGUUACAUCACCGGUCAAUAGAUCACAAACUAUUGUAAUUGAGAGGACUGGAGAAAUAUGGAAACACGAUUGAAACAAAUCCCUUAGCCAGAGUUGCUUAAAGGAGUUCACACCAAAUAGCUAAAAUUGCUUUACUUUCUGCUAUUUUGCAUCAGUAAAAGGUUCAGUCUGACUCUAAGAGAAAGUGGGGAAUGCAUUAAGGACAUGGAAAUGGGAAAGAUGACUAAGGAAAACACUGUCUUGCCCUCAUCAUAAAGAAACAAGUUCCCUGUGUUCUCCAUAAUCUGCUGAUAACAUCAACUAUAUGUUAUACUUUCCAUACACUUAACUUCUUUUCUCUCAGCAGAGAGCAAUAUUACCAUUCUUCUGUAGACUUCAGUUUUUCCUGACAGUCACUACUUGACUAACUUCACUUCUUCUGUUGGUCUUGCAGCAUUCUAAGAGAGAAAAGAGAAAAUAAUCUGAUACCUCUUUUGGAGGACUCUUGUCAUGUUUUUCUGUCCUAUCUACUCAUGCAGAGUAGGUGAGAAUGAUAUAAAUUUAAGCUAUGUACAUAUGGAGUGGCUGGUUUCAAUACAAAGAGAUUCACACAGAUUGUCAUUUUAUCUACUACUGCCUAUUCAAGAUGAAGCAAAAGCCAAAAACAACCUUCAGGGGAGCUUUAACACUAAAGGGCACCUCACUGAAAAACGCUUAACUACUUGUAGGCAGAUCUAUGUUAAAACACUAAGGAAAAUUACUUAACUUGCUCUAUAACCACAACGACUUCUUCAGCUCAAACUUAGUUAUUCAAUUAGCAAAUACCGCACUUACCUAUAGUUACAUAAAAUGACUGGGCCAAUUUUAAGGAAUGUGUUUGAGAUCAGAGUUAGUUAUGUUUUCAGCUGAACCUCUUAUAAACCCCCAAACCAGCCACAGCUAUUUAUUUUACAGUGGCUGUGCUUGAGGAUUUCAAGAACUUCUUUUUUUUUUUACAUAGGGAAACAUCUUAGUAUGAAAAUAGCUCUUGGACUAAAUUUUACUAUCAGAGCAACCUUCCAUUUACAAUUUUUGCUCCAGGCAGGACUACAGAAGUUGUCUCAACUGAUUUGGUAUGAGUAAUUAAAUAGUAAUGAAUAACUAACAAACAUAGCGCAUUUAGGGGAGAGGGGAAAGUACUAAGAAAAGAAUCAUAGGGGAAUAUUAAAACUACGCAAUCAAAAGGUGCUAGCUCUGUAUUACAGGGUUCUUGCUUUGCUGUAUUUCUGCAGGCUUAUGUAUUUCUAUUCACAUAGAAUGUAUCUUAUAGACAAUGUUUAAUGGUGAAAGAACCCUGUAGGCUAUGUGUAACUAUGAAAUAAACAUUAAGUGUAACUUUC